CAUCGCACUCGUUUUAGAGAAACACUAACACCCAAUCUUUUGUUUCCAAACAGCAUAACACUCCUCUUCAUCUUUAACCUAACAAUGUCACUCCCAAUACCAAAGUUAAGGUUAUGUCUUUCUUAUUCCAUGUCCAAGUUUUAUCCUUUUCUUCCAAACCCUUCUUCCUUCUCUUCCUUUCACUUACACUAUCACUCUCAGCCUCCUUCACCUGACCAUGACAAUGUUCACGACGUCGUCUCUCAAUUUCGUCGCAUGUUUCAUAUGCGUCCUAUUCCUCCCAUCUACGCAUUUGGGCAGAUUUUGGGAUCUCUUACAAGGAUGAAACACUAUUCUACAACUAUUUCCCUUUUUAAGCAAAUGGAGCUCAAUGGAAUUAAGAGUCAUCUUGUCAUUCUCAACAUCGUCAUCAAUUGUUUCUGCCACUUAGGCCAGAUGCCCUUCUCUUUCUCUAUUCUUGCCAAGAUUCUCAAACGAGGUUAUCAUCCAAGUGUCAUAACCUUAAAUACCCUCAUGAAAGGUCUCUGUCUCAAUGGUGAGGUCAAGAAAGCACUUACCUUUCGUGACAAGGUAGUAGCACAAGGAUUUCUACUGGACGAGUUUAGUUACGGGACUUUGAUCAAUGGUUUGUGCAAGAUAGGAGAAACCGAAGCUGCCAUCAAGUUGCUCAGAAUAAUAGAAGGCGGAUUAUGUAAGUCUAAUGUGGUAAUGUACGCCACUAUAAUUGACUCUCUAUUCAAAGAUAAUCUUGCAAAAGAGGCUUAUCAUUUGCUUAUUAAAAUGAUGUCAAAUAACAUCAUGCCUGAUGUUUAUAUCUAUAAUAUAAUGAUUGAUGCUUUAUGUAAGGAAGGAAAGAUAAAAGAAGCUAAGAAUGCGCUAGGUGUGAUGGUAAAAGCUUGUGUCAAACCUAAUAUUGUUAACUUUAACACUUUGAUGGAUGGGUAUUUUUUAGUUAGCGAGGUGCAAAGUGCUAAACACAUAUUUAAUGCUAUGACCCAAAUUGGAGUAACUGCUAACGUUAAAAGCUACAAUAUCAUGAUUAAUGGAUUAUGUAAGAGUAAAAAAGUGGAUGAAGCCAUGAAUCUCUUUCAGAAAAUGCAAAAGAGGAACAUGAUUCCUGAUACAGUGACUUACACUACUCUUAUAAAUGGUUUAUGCAAAUCUGGGAGAAUAGCUAAUGUUUGGGAUCUUAUUGAUGAGAUGCAUGAUAGAAAUCAACAAUUAAAUGUAAUCACUUACAAUUGCUUGAUACAUGCUUUAUGUAAAAACUGUCAUCUAGACCAGGCAUUUGAGUUAUUCAAGACAAUGAUGGAAAAGGGAAUUCAGCCGAAUAUGUACACCUGGAACAUACUUAUUGAUGGAAUGUGCAGAGGAGGAAGACUUGAGGAGGCACAAGAGACCUUCCAAGAUCUUUUAAUUAAAGGCUAUCCUUUAGACGUACAUAGUUAUACUAUUAUGAUCAAUGGUCUUUGUAAAAAAGGUUUAAUUGAUGAGGCAUUUACCUUAUGGUCCAAAAUGGAAGACAAUAGCUGCUUACCUGAUGCAAUAACUUUCGAAAUAAUGAUUACAACCCUUUUUGGAAGGGAUGAGAAUGAUAAGGCAGAGACAUUUCUUCGUGAAAUGAUAUUUAGAGGCUUGUUGACAUGAUAAAAGGUGAAAUCUCAUUUCUGUAUUUAUUUACAUUUAUGUCUUGCUACAUAUUGUACUUGAAUGGUUUGUAUAUGUUGUGUCUGUUUGAUCAGAGAAGUGUGACCUUACGCAAUUGAUGCUUGUCUUGCUACGAUUUGGAUGUGAAGAGUUGAAAAUUUUUAACUGUUUUUUUACAUUGCAUUGCAUUGUCUGUCAAGACCAAAACCCUGACCUCCCUCCAUAAAUUCUAAUGGUUUUUUUUUUCAAGUUUAUUUAACUUUCUAGAGGUUCUCUACCACUUAAGUAAUUGAGGAAGUGUACUAUCAUACUAUAUUAUCUUAUUGAUAUUGAUAUAAGUCAUGACAAGUUUCAAAUUGUGUAAAUAAGGUUCAAUCCAUUGAAAAGAGGGCCCACCGGUAAAUCCAUGUAAUUGAAAUUUUGGAUAUUUUGUUAUAGGUAGCAUAUGCAAUGACUCUUUCUGGCUUUUGCUGCAGCGUCCCUGUCUCUUAAAUAUUUUACCUUGAAGUUUGAAAUUGUCUACUAUAUUAAUUGCUAAUCAUGGUGGUGACAACAUAAGGAUCCAUGUUAGAAGCAGGCUUUCUGUCCUCAAAGUAGCAUUUACCUU
This is a messenger RNA of Vigna umbellata (rice bean), 2254 nucleotides long. RefSeq lists its product as uncharacterized. The record is from RefSeq and is a predicted model, not a curated record. Lineage: Eukaryota; Viridiplantae; Streptophyta; Magnoliopsida; Fabales; Fabaceae. Gene Ontology annotation, molecular function: protein binding.